AUGUUGAGAAAAGGUGUUGAAGAUACCGCUUGCGGAGCUGCGGGUUUCAGGAAAACCGUUGGAGAAUUUCCGAGUAAUACAGAAAAGGAUGGAGAAAGACAAGGAAACCGCCAAAAGGUCCCAGUGUGGCAGGACGUUCGAGAUUGCGUUUCUUCCCUUCUCUCUCUGUAUCCCUCUGAACCUGCUUUCUCUCUCUCUCUCUCUCUCCCUCCAAUGGAAGAGGGAAGGAUUCUCCAUUACAGAAACUCUGCUAACGAUUUCUUAUCUCGGUUCGAGCCAAUCGUCCUCCUCGUGUCUCCGAUUCUUACUCUCCUUCUUGCUCGCUUCGUCCACCUCGUCUUGUGCUUCGUGCGCGAGAACGGACUCCGGGGUCCCAUCGUCCAACUGGGUGUGAAGGCGAUCAAAUUGAUCCCGAGCGUGAAGAAGUACAUUGAAGGAGAGAAGAAGAAGGUCGUUGAGAAGCUUAGUGCGAGUGUGAAGUCUAAGAAGGAGAGCUGGAGAUCGGAACUGCCAAGGGUUGGGUUGGGGAGUGGCGUUAUAGAGGAAUUGGAGGCCGAGAAGAGGAAGGACGUUGCAUGGAGAGAGAAAUGCUCCGGCACGGUGUAUAUUGGUGGUCAUGAAUCAGAGGGCCAUUUUGCGCUGACGAACGAUGCGUAUUCGAUGUUUGCACAUACCAAUCCUUUACAUGUGGACAUAUUCCAAAGUGUGGCCCGAUUUGAGGGGGAAGUGAUAUCCAUGACAGCUUCACUUCUUGGGAGUAGAGAGAAGGCUUCUGGAGGACAGAUAUGUGGUAAUAUGACAUCUGGUGGCACUGAAAGCAUAUUGCUUGCAGUGAAGACAUCACGUGAUUAUAUGAGAAUAAAAAAGGGAAUCACAUGCCCGGAAAUGGUGAUUCCUGAGUCUGCUCACUCUGCAUAUGACAAAGCUGCUCAAUAUUUUAAAAUCAAACUUUGGCGAGUCCCUGUUAAUGCAGAAUUCCAGGCUGACGUGAAGAAAAUCAAACGCUUUAUAAACAAGAACACAAUUAUGAUUGUUGGUUCUGCUCCUGGGUUUCCACAUGGUAUUAUUGACCCUAUUGAAGAGCUCGGUGAUUUGGCAUCUAAGUCCGACAUUUGCUUUCAUGUGGACCUUUGUCUUGGUGGCUUUGUGUUGCCUUUUGCUCGUAAACUUGGGUAUCCAAUUCCUCCUUUUGAUUUUUCUGUGGAGGGAGUGACAUCAAUUUCUGCGGAUGUGCAUAAAUAUGGAUUAGGUCCAAAGGGUACAAGCAUUGUGUUGUAUAGAAAUCGUGAGAUCCGUAAGCAUCAAUUUGUCGCUGUUACUGAAUGGUCUGGUGGGCUUUAUGUUUCUCCAACUGUAGCUGGUAGCAGGCCUGGUGGUUUGAUCGCUGGAGCUUGGGCUGCUAUGAUGUCAUUGGGGUUAGAAGGAUACCUUGAAAAUACACGAAAAAUCAUGGAAGCUUCAAAGAGCAUACAGAAAGGGAUUAAGGAAAUACCUGAGCUAUUUAUCGUUGGAAGGCCAGAUAUGACUGUUGUUGCUUUCGGUUCAAAUGAGAUUAACAUAUUUGAGGUGAAUGAUAUUAUGUCAUCUAGAGGAUGGCAUUUGAAUGCAUUGCAGAGACCAAGCAGCAUUCACAUCUGCAUCACCCUCCAGCAUAUUGCAGUCGUUGAACACUUUUUAAGAGAUUUACGACAAUCUGUAAAAAUUGUAAAAGAGAACCCCGGUUCACUUGAUGGUGGCCUUGCUCCCAUAUAUGGUGCUGCAGAGAAAAUGCCUGACAGGGGUAUGGUGAAGGAUCUUAUUAUUGCUUACAUGGAUAAUACUUACUAAUUGCUUGGGGAACACAAGGCAUAUUGAUGCAAGAAGCAUCAGCGUACAUUCAGCAAGCCUUUGCUGCAUUACUCGUUUGCAUUAUUAAGCACUUUUCUCUGUAAUUAUAUUUUAUUACCAUUUAAUGAAAAGUGAUUGGUUCA
Nymphaea colorata (pocket water lily) is the source of this 1970-nucleotide messenger RNA. Its product is annotated as sphingosine-1-phosphate lyase. Gene Ontology annotation, molecular function: sphinganine-1-phosphate aldolase activity; pyridoxal phosphate binding. NCBI's taxonomy places the organism in Eukaryota, Viridiplantae, Streptophyta, Magnoliopsida, Nymphaeales, Nymphaeaceae. Gene Ontology annotation, biological process: carboxylic acid metabolic process; sphingolipid catabolic process. The transcript has 16 exons. The record is from RefSeq and is a predicted model, not a curated record. Bases 1 to 1827 code for a protein of 608 amino acids. Gene Ontology annotation, cellular component: endoplasmic reticulum.